GUUUAUUGAGGAGAGCAGAGUUGGGUCGCCUCCUGAGAGCUUCGACACAGCAGUCGCAGCAGACAGAGCAGAGCAACAUCCACGGAACUUUUAGGGGAAGCAACCAAUCAGUUUCUCUAUCAGUCUCUCUCUGUCUCUCUCAUUGCUCGAGCGACUGCCGAAGCCGAAGGAAUGGAACGCCAGUUGCUGUGCUGUGAAGUGGAGACCAUCCGGAGAGCUUACCAAGACUCGAACCUGCUCAACGACAGAGUUCUGCAGACCAUGCUAAAAGCCGAAGACAGCUAUCUCCCAGCAACGAACUACUUCAAAUGUGUACAGAAAGAGAUUGUACCUUGCAUGAGGAGAAUUGUUUCUACGUGGAUGCUGGAGGUGUGUGAGGAACAGAAAUGCGAAGAGGAGGUUUUUCCCCUCGCUAUGAAUUUUUUGGACAGAUAUUUGUCUGUUGAACCGACAAAGAAGACCCGACUACAAUUAUUGGGAGCUACCUGCAUGUUUCUGGCGUCUAAAAUGAAGGAGACCAUUCCGCUAACCGCAGAGAAGUUAUGCAUAUACACUGACAAUUCCAUCCGACCAAUCGAUUUGCUGCAAAUGGAACUACUAGUAUUGAACAAACUGAAAUGGGAUCUAGCCUCAGUGACUCCGCACGAUUUCAUAGACCAUUUCCUCUCCAAACUACCCAUCCAUCAGGACACAGAGCAAAUCCUGCGCAAGCAUGCCCAGACCUUUGUGGCCCUCUGUGCUACAGAUGUCAAAUUCAUUGCCAACCCUCCGUCAAUGAUCGCAGCGGGCAGUGUGGCGGCUGCUGUGCAGGGGCUGCAUCUGAAGAUGGACGAUGCAAUGUCAUCCCAGCAACUGACUUACUUCCUGUCCCAAGUCAUCAGAAGUGACCCGGACUGUCUACGGGCGUGUCAAGAACAGAUCGAGUCCUUAUUGGAGACCAGUCUCCGUCAGGCACAGCAACACACUGUUUCCACGGACACCAAGAGCAUGGAUGAGGAGGUGGACCUCUCGUGCACGCCUACGGACGUGAGAGAUGUGAACAUCUGAGUGGGACAGUGUUGUCUGGUGCACUCCAAGGAGAGGCCAUAGAUGGAGGAGAGGGCUUCGGGAGAGAGAAGAGGAUGCGCUGAUUGACACUGUCUCAGCAGCACCGCUCCCCGCUGACUGCYCUCUCACCUACUUACAUACCUGUGCUCAUAGCACAGGGACUGGUCUGGCCUGGCCUGAACGUCUUGUCUGGCUCCCAACGUGUGUUGUAAGGGAUCAGCCAGGGCUUCAUUCCUACAUUGCUCUCUGUCCCUUCACUGGUUUAAGGCAGCAUAAAUUGGGCGUGUUUCCAAAACAAGCUUGAAUAAGAGAAGAAAAUUAGAUGUAGGGCUGUAUGUGCAACAUAGACAAACUAUAGAAUAAUGAACCAGGUCUUCUUUUUGUUCAACAGAUUGAGUACCGUACACCUGCAAUUUCUCACAUAAAAAGCUAGUUUCAAGUUGUUUGAUGACAUAGACGUUUUAAAGAGUGUUAAACCCACUUCUAACGGAGCAUAUGUUUCGCUGUGCCUGGUUUGUUUGGUAUGUCCAUGCUUGCCUCAACGUUUAACCAACUUUGAGAUAUUGUUUAGAAAAUUGGUCUUCUAACCUCCUCUUAUUUUUAAAUGGAGAAUGUAACCAUAUACAAUGUAUUUUGUUUAGCAUACUUUUUCAAUUAUCAUCAGAGGACUGUGGAUUACCUCUGUCAUAACUGCUGAGACUCUGCCUUCGGAAGACAGCAAGCUAACCAGUAAGGUACAGUUACUUCAGAAUGUCGUCAGGAAAAAGUCUUCAUUCUAUUGUACUGAAUACUUGCAUCAUUGCAUUCUGCUACAGAAUGAUUAGCUAGCUGUCCUGUAUGCUCUCUCUAUGUAAGCUAACAUAGUCCACAGUCUUUAUAGAAUUGUUACUCUGUCUUACUUUCUAAAAACAUUCCAUCGGAAAAGCACUUUGGGUCAAUAACUCUUUACUGACUAUUUUUGAGAAGAAUGGAAUGGUUUGGGAACAACGACAGACUUGCCUCUGGGAUGUCUAAAUAUGGUGUUAUGUGGGAAAGGCAGGACAUAGUAGGAUGUUUUGGGGAAGUCUAAUCUAUUUAUCCAGCUAUAGUACCUGGACCCAAGCUUUCUUAAUAGUAAAGACACAGUGAAAGAUGGCGGUGCCAUCCUCAGAAGCAGGCACCUUUCUAUCAGUUCUUCUCAUGACAGUUGAUGACAGAUUUGGAAUUUUCUAACUGCUUGAAUUGAAUCUGAAGCUUGUAAUUUAUAGUUACAUGAACAACAACUAUUUAUUGCACAAUAUUCUAUUGUCAAGGCCAGUGUGGAUCAUGAUGACAGAAGGCUAUUUCAUGUCAAUAUGUCAAACCAUUCAAUACUUUGAAAGGCAUGCGAAGUGGAAGUAAACUCAAAAUAUUACUAUGAAAUCAUUGCAUUGGCUUAGUGUACUGAAUGUUGAGGAAAAGCUCAAAUUAAAAAACUAAAUGUUUUAAAUUUUCACCUGUCAUAAAAUAAACAUUUACAGGGCUUUUAUAUCAUUUUGCACAAACUCAUAUAUGUCUUUUUUGUAUUGUUAGAGAUCUGUGGAGGAUGAAUCUGGAAGACAUGACUGAAGUUGCUAAGGGGUUGCUAGGGGAGUGAUAGGGGGGCAGGAAGUACAGUGUGUGGGUAAACUGCAGAAUCAAUGCGUUUGAUUGUAUAAUGACAGAAAAGUAACGAGUGAACACUCCUUAUAAUGAGGCUGCUAUGGAGGAAUAUUCCCAGCAAAGUUUCACGACUAAAUGAAAUUAAAAAUAAAAUAAAAACAAUUCUUUUUUUCCCUUAUCAAUUGUUUGCUGCUACUUUGUAGAUAUUCUUAUUAAAAUGUCAAUAUACUGCCAUGUAAUAAAAUUAAUUUUCUCAUAGAAAAUUAUAUGAUAUUAUUGAUGUUGUCCUUCUUUCAUAGUUGUAUUGGUAUGUGAUCUGAUUUUUUUUAAACUCUUGUUUUAUGAUUUCUGCUUUAUUCAAAUUGUUUUUCAAAUAGAGCUCCUGUUUCCUUCACAAUACCUCAUGCCACAGACACAAUUAUCUGUUCAUUUCAUCUGAGUUUUACUAUUUUAUUUGCCUAUGAUGAUAGUUCUGGUAUAACAUUAUAAU
Molecule: messenger RNA, 3157 nt
Organism: Salvelinus sp. IW2-2015
Lineage: Eukaryota; Metazoa; Chordata; Actinopteri; Salmoniformes; Salmonidae
Product: G1/S-specific cyclin-D1
Biological process (GO): mitotic cell cycle phase transition; regulation of cyclin-dependent protein serine/threonine kinase activity
Cellular component (GO): nucleus; cyclin-dependent protein kinase holoenzyme complex; cytoplasm
Molecular function (GO): cyclin-dependent protein serine/threonine kinase regulator activity
Source: RefSeq, a predicted model, not a curated record